GUCGCGGUGGGGUGUCUUGGAAUGGUAUGUGAAGUGGAGAUGGUGAUACUGAGGGUUGGCCGUGUUGGCGUGGAUGUCGUGGUAUUGGGGGAGGGAGGUAGGAGAGAGUGGGUGUGGCUUCUUCCGGGAAGUAGGGGGCGGAAUGGAGAGUGGAAUGUCUACGAGAGGGGGUUGUGCUGACUUUUCAGUCUUUGGUAUUGUUCUGUUGUUUGGAUACUUUGAAGUGCUCUUCUGGUUCAGUGUUUGUUUUUGGGGUGCUGGAGGUGGUGGAUACUAGGACUUGUUCUUCAAAUUUUGCGUUGUGUUUCCAUUGUGGGAGUUUGAGGUGGAGAUAUUGGUCUGUUUGCCGUUGGGAGAGACGUAUCAGAGUCGGG
Molecule: messenger RNA, 374 nt
Organism: Dothidotthia symphoricarpi CBS 119687
Lineage: Eukaryota; Fungi; Ascomycota; Dothideomycetes; Pleosporales; Dothidotthiaceae
Exons: 1
Coding region: 74-277 (67 amino acids)
Source: RefSeq, a predicted model, not a curated record